Molecule: messenger RNA, 1296 nt
Organism: Physella acuta
Lineage: Eukaryota; Metazoa; Mollusca; Gastropoda; Physidae
Product: post-GPI attachment to proteins factor 2
Biological process (GO): GPI anchor biosynthetic process
Cellular component (GO): endoplasmic reticulum membrane; Golgi membrane
Source: RefSeq, a predicted model, not a curated record
UGUGUUGACAUGAACGACAUUUGACUGUUAUUCUCAUUUGUCUCAUAUUAUAAUGAAAUAGUUAUGAUCUAGAUUAGUAUAUUUAUAUUAUAUAAGAUACAUCAGUUUCACAUCUUGCAGACCGACGUAACUGGGCAGCCUUGCAUUUAUCGAAAUCAUGUCUUCAGAAACUAAACAAAAAGCAUUGUUCUAUUUACCUUUCCCGGCAAUGGCAAAAAUUGUUUGUGGACUCCCUCUGUUUGCAACAUUGUUCUGUAUUAUCUGGUCAGUUAUUUAUGAUUUUGAAGAUUCUACUGCAACCCACUGCAGGGUUAGAAAUUACCUCCCGUCAAUCAGUGCAGCUAUUGGAGGGUUUACUCCACAAAGAUAUGUCUGGCGGAUCAGUAUAGCAUUACAUGCGACUCCUCGCUUUUUGAUUGCUAUAGCCUAUUACAACUUCCAUACAUCAAUCCUUGUUGGAAAGCAUAAUGAAUGUUAUAAAUCAGUUGCUGCAUUUACCAGUCUGUGUCAUAUAAUAGAAGUUGGUGCUCUGGUUGGGCUUACUUUUAUCUCUUCAACAGAAAAUCACGAUCUUCAUGAGACCAUGUUUAUAAUCUUUAUGGCUGGUGGUUUAAUUUACAUGUUACUGACCAUAAUCCUAUUUAGAUGUCGUGGUUUUGUCAAAGGUGCUUUCAUGACCAAUGAAGAAACAGCUUCAUUGUGGUGGAAGGAAAAGCUGUUUUUGUUGAACAUAAGUAUAUUUUUCCUGUCCGUGUACAUAUACUUCAGACACAACUGGUAUUGUGAGCCUGGAGUCUACACAUUUUUUGCUGCUGGUGAAUAUGGUGUUGUCGUGACAAAUAUACUCUUUCACUACACAGCUGCUCUAGAUUUUAAAAUUUCAAGACUGUCUUUAUUGACUGCCUCAAAGACUGACUGGUGGGACUCAGAAAAACAGUCAUUGAUGUAGCCUUCAAGAAUUAAUUAUUUGCCACUGUGAUUCUAGGUAUACUUUUUCCCAUAGCUAAAGAUUCCUACCUGAAAUAUUCCAUUAUUUAUGUCAAUGUCAGAAUUAUUAUUAAAGCUGUACAUUUUGUGCUCAUAGAUAAGCUAUCUAUUUUCAUAGUCUUUGCGAGUUAAAUUAUAUACAUGCGAUAUAUUUUUAAAAUCAUAUAACUAUUUUAUAACAUAUUGAAAAAAUUCUUGGCAAACUAUGUUGAUAGAGAUACACAUUUGUUGCUAUCCACUGCCCUAAUGUUGUUAUUGUUGAGCAUGGGUUCUCAAGAGAUCUGCUAAAUUAAAAACAUUUUGUCAUUU